Durotheca rogersii is the source of this 1432-nucleotide messenger RNA. RefSeq names its product NAD(P)-binding protein. Gene Ontology annotation, molecular function: oxidoreductase activity, acting on the CH-CH group of donors, NAD or NADP as acceptor. The record is from RefSeq and is a predicted model, not a curated record. The transcript has 2 exons. The coding region runs from base 253 to 1299 and encodes 348 amino acids. Lineage: Eukaryota; Fungi; Ascomycota; Sordariomycetes; Xylariales; Xylariaceae.
AGUCACCUCACAGACGCACACGGGCAACAAAUAUAUAAAAAUACCGCAGCUUUAGCCGGGUCCGUCCUGGCCAUCUCGAUCGCAAACCACUGCUACCGCCUCUCCCUCAACCAGCACAGACAGCGGGGGUUCGAGAACACGCAAUAGGCCCAACAACCCAAUCACAUACACACCUCCACCUCCACGAAGCUUUUGUUUCCGGGAGCCGACGAAAACACGAAACGAAGAGAACCCCCAGAACAGCAGGGCAGAAUGACGUCCAACAAGACCCUCAUCUUCAAGAAGCCCCCGACCGGCUUCCCGGUCGCCGGCGAGCACAUCGCCGUCGAGGACCGGCCGCUGGACCUCGACGCGCCGGCACCGGCCGGCGGCCUGGUGCUGGAGCUGCUCUACGCCUCGUUCGACCCGUACCUGCGGGGGCGGAUGCGGGACGCGCGGGCGGACAAGUCGUACUCGUCGCCCUUUGCGCCGGGGGACCCGAUCGUGAACAGCGCCGUGGCGCGGGUGCGGCAGUCGGGGGCGGCGGGGUUCGCGGCGGGGGACCUGGUGACGGCGUUCGUGCCGAUCGCGGAGUACGCGGUGGUGGGGGACGCGGCGGCGGCGCGGGUGCGGCGGGUCGAGAACCCGCACGGGCUGGACCUGGGCCUGUUCCUGGGCCCGCUGGGCAUGCCGGGGCUGACGGCGUACGCGUCGCUGCGCGAAUUCGGCGCGCUGCGCCGCGGCGAGACCCUCUUCGUCAGCUCCGCCGCCGGCGCCGUCGGCCAGGUCGUCGGCGCCCUCGCCAAGCGCGAGGGCCUCCGCGUCGUCGGCUCCGUCGGCUCCGACGCCAAGCGCGACUACGUCACCCGCGAGCUCGGCUUCGACGCCGCCUUCAACUACCGCACCGAGAGCCCCGCUGCCGCCCUCCCCCGCCUCGCCCCCGACGGCGUCGACGUCUACUUCGAGAACGUCGGCGGCGAGCACCUCGAGGCCGCCAUCGACAACAUGAACGAGCGCGGCCGCAUCCUGGUCUGCGGCAUGAUCUCGGUCUACAACCAGCCGCCGGCGGAGCGCUACGGCAUCAAGAACCUGCACCUGCUGAUCGGCAAGCUGAUCACGAUGCGGGGGUUCCUCGUCGGGCAGGCGGAGCUGGGACCGGCGUACGCGGAGCGCCACCAGCGCGACGUGCAGGCCUGGCUCGCCGACGGCUCCUUCCCCGCGCGCCUGCACGUCACCGACGGCAUCGACCGUGCCGCCGACGGCCUCAUCGGCAUCUUCCACGGCGACAACUUCGGCAAGGCCGUCGUCAAGAUCCGGUAGGCGGGGGCGCCCGGGCGCGCCGCGGCGGGGGCAGGGGGUAGGAAAGCGGCAAGGACGCAAGAGGAGCGCCAAGGAGGAGAGGGAACGAGAGAAGAGAAGGGAAAGAGAAAAGAGAAGGGGAAGAGAAAAGAAG